Molecule: messenger RNA, 1590 nt
Organism: Anopheles marshallii
Lineage: Eukaryota; Metazoa; Arthropoda; Insecta; Diptera; Culicidae
Gene: Nt5a
Product: 5'-nucleotidase domain-containing protein 1
Exons: 1
Coding region: 1-1590 (529 amino acids)
Molecular function (GO): 5'-nucleotidase activity
Source: RefSeq, a predicted model, not a curated record
AUGAGGUCCUCAGUUCGAUUUCUGACCCGUUGCGGCACCAAUGCGGGUCUGUUCGGUGGCAGUCGUGCGUCGGGAGUAAUCGCUGCCAGUUUAUCGUUUACCCGCGCCAAUACCACCACUACGACGGUACGUUUCCAUUGCGUUUCGUCGAGAACAACGGCAGCUGGCUGUCAGUCGAACUGUCAAAACAUUGGCACCCCGUGGCAAUUGUUUUCGCGCACGCUACCGCGUCUUUACGGUCGGACGGAACGGUUCUAUUCACGCUACUCAGCCAACCGCAUCAUGACCGGUGCGGAUACGUUUAGCUUCGCCGACUACGAUUGUGUCGGAUUCGAUCUGGAUAACACACUGCUGCGUUACCGGAUCGGUGCGAUGAUUCAGCUGGAAUAUCGGACCGUAUCGCGGUUUCUAGUGGAGCAACGCGGAUACUCGGGCCGGCAUUUGCUGCAGCCGCUCGACAAGGAUUUUCUACAAAGAGGAUUGAUCAUCGAUUUUCAUCGGGGCAACAUCCUGAAGCUUGAUCCCGACGGUGUGAUUCAACAGGCGACCCAUGGUACAAAGCGCAUGGCAGAUGAAGAAAUUCGCGCCUACUAUGGUGACGAGAAACGCUGGGAGGUGACGAACGAGUAUUGCCGAAAUAUGCUAGUUGCUUGGAAUGGACCCCUGUCGGAGCAGAUACGGACCGUGCUGGAUUACUUUGACAUUUGUGCCACGCUGCUGUUCGGGCGGUUGAUCGAUACUUUGGACGAGGAGGCACACGAGCGCAUCGGUCGGUACAACGUGUGGCCGGAUAUUCUUGAUGGGCUGGUGUACAUGUACUCGCGUGAUCAUUUUGGCGCAAACAUUGGCGGUUACUUCGAAGCCCUGAAGGCCAAUCCUGAGCAGUACCUGCAGAAAGCUUCUCCGGAGUUAGUGCGAUGGUUGCGCGAGCUGAAGAAAACCAAAACCACCUUCCUUGUAACCGGUUCGCACAUCGAUUUUGCUAACUUUACCGCGUCGUACGCAUUCGGACCAGAUUGGCCCGAGCUGUUUGAUGUGAUUGUUGGGUUUGCCAAGAAACCGGGUUUCUUUACGGCAGGCAAACCGUUCGUACGGCUCGAAGGUCACGAUGAGACGGAACCGCUGACAGCCGGACAGCUAGAACGGUACGGUGUCUAUUCGCAGGGCAAUUGGCGUGAUUUGACGGUGCUGUUGAGUAAAAUCUGCCACAAGUCCGAUCCCCGGUAUCUGUACGUAGGGGACAAUCUUAUACAAGACAUGUACACACCGUCUAAGUAUACGACAGCCGAUACGGUGGCAAUCGUGGAGGAAAUGGCCGCGGAAGGCAUGCGCGAUUGUGAAUCCAGGCAUCCAGACGCACCGUACAUAGUGUCAAAGUUUUGGGGAUCGUUCUUUACUACUCGGUCGGGACCGGGCGUUGAGGAUGGGUCGCUAUGGGCCGGGCUUAUCAAACAGCACGCCAAAAUCUGCGUUCCUUCGAUGGAUGAGGUGGCCAAAUAUCCGCUCGAUCAUAGCUACAACAGUUUCACGGAAAACGUAAGCUGUAAUGGUUACUAUCCGGCCGAACCGCUAAAGCUGAUCAACAAUUGA